Molecule: messenger RNA, 1782 nt
Organism: Xiphias gladius (swordfish)
Lineage: Eukaryota; Metazoa; Chordata; Actinopteri; Istiophoriformes; Xiphiidae
Gene: tmem243b
Product: transmembrane protein 243, mitochondrial b
Exons: 4
Coding region: 137-526 (129 amino acids)
Source: RefSeq, a predicted model, not a curated record
UGCCAUAAUGUCCCCAUCGGUCUGUAGACACUGACGGCUUUACUGACACCGUGCAGAGGGAAGGCAGCUGGAAGCAGGCCAGCUAGCAUGCAGCACUGGCCCGGCAUUUCAGGGAGGUGGCGCUGCUGAGGGGUGAAUGGUGGGCGGUGAGUGUGUGUCUGCUGAACCGGCCAUGGAUGACUUCACCACCAGGACGUACGGCACCAGCGGCCUGGACAACAGACCUCUGUUCGGGGAGACCUCUGCUCGGGAUCGAAUCAUCAACCUGGCAGUGGGGGGAUUUACCUCUCUGGUUGUUCUAGUGACUGUGAUCGGUUCAUUUGUGUUCCCCUCGUUGCCUCCACGACCGCUUAAUGUCUUCUUUGCCGUGUGUAUCCUGUUAGCCUGUGGAUCCACCAUAGUGCUGAUAUUCUGGUACCGGCAGGGCGAUCUGGAGCCCAAAUUCAGGAAUCUGAUCUAUUACAUGCUGGCGUCCAUCGUGCUGCUGUGUCUAUGUGCCAACCUCUACUUCCAUGACGUCAGGUAAAGACGAUGGUGAGGAGGAAGAAGAAGGGAAGACAUGGCCUUGACAGACAGAAAUACGCGUGGAAGGACUAAAUUAUGGACCAACAGCGGAAAAAUCACAUGACCAAAAAAUAAAUUAAAAAAAAAAACAAAAAAAAAACUAAUUUUACACACUAACUUGAAUGGAUUUCCCACUUGACCUGCAGAGGACUCUUGAACCAAAACCAGUGAGACUUAAUGGUUCCAGCGAGAUGAAAACUGUCUCGCUGGUGCCGAAUCGCACACAAACACACACACACACACAGGACUUCACAGUGUAGAGAUCAUGACGUACUGUAAGAGGCCAUAAAUCUGCCUGGAGACAGGCUGCUGGAGGAUGAACUUUGAGAUACAAAGGUGUGUUUACAUGCACAUAAACAUCAUCAUUAACCAUCAUUAAUCAUCAUCUACAGUCACAUCCUGAAGCACUUAAAUUUUAGAGGAAGUACAAUGGUUUUGAUAUGAUGGGGAUCCGAUGAUGCAACAGUUAAAGGAAGAAUCUGCCCUGUCAUCCUGUUACUGUAGCUCUCAUUUGUCUGUAAUGUUAUAUUAUUAUAAAUUUGGUGUCUUUUACGUUUUCUUGGCCAUCAAGUACCUGAUUAACUAUAUUUCUAUCUUUAAAGAACAUUUCAGGGGCAUAUUGUUAUAAGACACAAGUUGUGUUCUAUUCCAAGCACCACUUCCUUUAAAAAUGUGUUUUUCAAGAGCAGUCUCCAAUAAAACGCCUUCUGAAGCCCCAUUUGGACGGAAUUAACAACACCGGCGGAGGUGGGAAAUGAAAUAUUCACUGUGCUCAGUGGUAAUUGAAGUUAUCGGUCUGAACAGCAUUAUAACCAUCAGGAAACGACAGGAUAUGCUCCGUCAACUAUCCAGCGAUAGUUGUGUGUACAUCACGGAUACGCUGCAAACGGGAACUGCUAAUAGCAAACUCAGCAUAUUUUUAACGGGCACAAUUGAGCAGAAGGUAUACAAAUAUAAGCUUAAAAAAAAAAAAAAGCAGGGGUCACCGGUGCCAUCCUCUAGCUGACCUUACAACAGCUCAUUUGAUGAGCUUUUACGGGGUUUUACUCUCCUGGUGGCUUUAAUUUUUUCGUUGUCGUCAUAUUGGUUCCCACAUCGUCCUGUAUGUUGUGUGUUAGCAGGUUUCCAUCUAUCAGAUCAGCAAAAACAUUGUUGACUUCCUCUAUUUUCACACAAAAGCCAAAUUUGCCUCUGAGCUGACUUAAAAAAAAAAAAAAA